Molecule: messenger RNA, 2639 nt
Organism: Arachis ipaensis
Lineage: Eukaryota; Viridiplantae; Streptophyta; Magnoliopsida; Fabales; Fabaceae
Product: ethylene-overproduction protein 1
Biological process (GO): negative regulation of ethylene-activated signaling pathway
Molecular function (GO): protein binding
Source: RefSeq, a predicted model, not a curated record
GGACGUGUUGUCCAAGGUUGUUUUGUCAUCAUGGUUGAGAUUUGAGAGGAGGGAGGAUGAACUUGAAGGUGUGUCUUCAAUGGAGUGUGGUGGUUGCAUCCUUGAAUGUCCAAAAUUGAAUUUGGUAAAUGGGUUUAGUCCCUUUUCGGUUAAUGAUAAGUGUCAGUGUCCAAAAGAGUCAAAGCAAGAAAACAUCACAGAGAGUAGUCUGUUUUUGCCAUAUGAGGAAAAGGAUAUUUCUUUCUGCAUUGGAGAUGAGGAAAUCCAUUGUGUUAGGUGGCGAAUGGCAGAACUUUCAGACCCUUUUAAGGCCAUGUUAUAUGGUGGAUUUGCAGAGUCCCAAAUGAGGAAAAUUGAUUUCACAAAAGGUGGAAUUUGCUCAAAAGGUAUGAAGGCAGUGGAAUUGUACAGCAGAACAAAAAGAUUGGAUUCCUUUUGUCCUUUAACUCUAUUGGAGCUUCUUUCCUUUGCCAAUAGGUUCUGUUGUGAGGAGAUGAAGUCUUCCUGUGAUUCUCAUUUGGCUUCAAAUGUUGACAAUAUUGAUGAUGCUUUGAUACUUAUCGAGUAUGGAUUCGAGGAGCGAGCGCCUCUCCUUGUGGCAUCCUGCUUGCAAGUGUUGCUCAGGGAGCUUCCCAGUUCUUUGUACAAUUUGAAUGUGAUGAAACUUUUCUGUAGUUCUGGGGCGAAGGAACGGUUGGCCAUGGUGGGGUAUGAUUCUUUCUUGCUCUACUGUUUCCUAAGCCAGGUUGCUAUGGAGGAAAGCAUGGUAUCGAAAACCACAACAAUGUUGCUGCAAAGAUUGGAGGAAUGUGCACUGGAAAGAUGGCAGAAGGCCCUUGCAUACCAUCAACUGGGGUGUGUUCUGCUCGAAAGGAAGGAAUAUAAGCAUGCACAACAUUGUUUCGAGGCGGCAGCAGAUUCAGGUCAUGUGUAUUCUGUUGCAGGCUUAGCCAGAACAAAGCACAAGCAGGGUCAACCAUAUUCAGCCUAUAAGUUAAUUAGCUCUCUCAUAUUCGAGCAUAAACCAGCCGGGUGGAUGUAUCAAGAGCGCGCAAUUUACAAUAUGGGAAGGGAAAAGAUUAUUGAUUUGGAUGCUGCAACUGAAUUAGACCCCUCCCUUUCAUUUCCUUACAAGUAUAGAGCUCUGGCAAAGGUUGAGGAGAAGCAGAUAAAAGAUGGGAUUUCGGAGCUUGAUAAGAUUAUUGGAUUCAAGCUCUCUGCAGAUUGCUUAGAAUUACGAGCAUGGCUAUUUAUUGCGCUUCAGGAUUAUGAAAGCGCAGUCAGAGAUAUUCGCGCAAUGUUAACUUUAGAGCCAAGUUACAUAACCUUACAAGGGAAGGUCACAGGGAAAUAUCUGCUUCACCUCCUUAUCCAGGAGGUGCAGCGAAAGAGUCAGGCCGAAUGCUGGAUGCAACUGUAUGAACAAUGGUCUUCGGUGGACGAUGUUGGUUCAUUGGCCAUUAUACAUCAGAUGCUGGAGAAUGAGCCUGGAAAGAGCCUUCUAGAGUUUCGUCAGUCGCUACUACUCUUGAGGUUAAAUUGUCAAAAGGCGGCGUUGUGUAGUUUGAGGAUGGCUAGGAACCAUUGUAGUUCAAUCCAAGAAAGGCUAAUCUAUGAAGGAUGGAUUCUGUAUGAUACUGGCUACCGGGAUGAGGCUCUUGCAAGGGCUGAAAGGUCCAUUGCAAUUCAGAAAUCAUUUGAAGCCUUCUUUUUGAAAGCAUAUGUGUUGGCAGAUACAAGUCUUAACCCUGAAUCCUCUUCUUAUGUUAUCGAACUUCUGGAAUCGGCGCUUAAACGUCCUUCGGACGGUCUUCGAAAAGGACAAGCUCUAAAUAACUUAGGGAGUAUUUACGUGGAUUGUGGUAAGCUUGAUCUUGCAAAAUCGUGCUACAAGAAUGCCUUGGCGAUUCGCCACACGAGAGCUCAUCAAGGUCUAGCACGUGUUUAUCAUCAAAAGAAUCAGCGAAAAGCUGCGUAUGACGAGAUGACCAAGCUAAUUUCGAAGGCAGAUAGCAAUGCCUCAGCAUAUGAGAAGCGCUCAGAAUACUGUGACCGCGAGAUGGCAAAGGUUGAUCUUGAUGUAGCAACACAACUUGAUCCUUUAAGAACUUAUCCAUACAGAUACAGGGCAGCAGUGAUGAUGGAUGAGCAAAAGGAGACGGAGGCCGUGGCGGAGCUUAGCAAGGCCAUCAAUUUCAAGCCUGACAUGCAAAUGCUUCAUCUGAGAGCAGCAUUCUAUGAGUCAAUGGGGGACUUAUCCUCUGCUCUUCAAGAUUGUCAAGCAGCUCUUUGCUUAGAUCCUAACCACACCGACACCCUCGACCUCUAUCAAAGGGCGCAGAAGCUUCACUUUCAAUCUUAAAUUGUCGUUACGAUUUUGUUAUGCUGUCCAAAAUCUGUUACAUUUUCCCUCAGAAUUAAUCUUGGUUGAAGAAAAGAUGAACAAAACAAGAUUUGAGUCACGUGUUUUACAUGAUCAAACAGGAGGAUGGAUUAUUCAGGCUACUCCAUCAUUGGUAUGAUAUGAUAUGAUAUGGAUUCUUCUGAGGCAUAUUGAGAUGUAGAAUUUGUCUCAGACAGUUUACACAUCUUGUACAGUGACAUGAAUAUAAUUUAUAGAGGUUCACAUUUCACACAUA